Molecule: messenger RNA, 1384 nt
Organism: Neltuma alba
Lineage: Eukaryota; Viridiplantae; Streptophyta; Magnoliopsida; Fabales; Fabaceae
Product: vignain-like
Exons: 4
Coding region: 95-1183 (362 amino acids)
Biological process (GO): proteolysis
Molecular function (GO): cysteine-type peptidase activity
Source: RefSeq, a predicted model, not a curated record
CCUACCUCUUAUCCUAUUUCUCUAUAUAAAGCAUCUUCACGCUAUGUGUGUUUCCCCUCUAAUCAUCUUUUCCUGAAUUGAUAUUCGAAGCAUUAUGGAGAUGAAGAAGCUCUUGUGGGUUGCCUUAUCACUUGCCUUGGUUCUCAAAGUGUCUGAGAGCUUUGAUUUUCACGAGAAGGAUUUGUCGUCGGAGGAGAGCUUGUGGGAUUUGUACGAGAGAUGGAGGAGCCACCACACAGUGUCUCGGAGUCUUGAUGAGAAGAAGAAGCGAUUCAAUGUGUUCAAAGCCAAUGUCAUGCACGUGCGCAACACAAACAAGAUGGAUAAGCCGUACAAACUCAAGCUGAACAAGUUUGCUGACAUGACCAACCAUGAAUUCAGGAAUGCCUAUGCUGGAUCAAAGGUUAAUCAUCACAGGAUGUUCCGAGGCAUUCCACGUGGCAAUGAAACCUUCAUGUACGAGAAUGUUGGUAGGGUUCCUCCUUCUGUUGAUUGGAGGCAGAAAGGUGCUGUCACUCCAGUCAAAAAUCAAGGCCAAUGUGGUAGUUGUUGGGCGUUUUCUACAGUAGUAGCAGUUGAAGGAAUCAAUCAAAUCAAGACACACAAGUUAGUGUCAUUGUCUGAGCAAGAGUUAGUUGACUGUGAUACUGAACAGAACCAAGGAUGCAAUGGUGGAUUAAUGGAAUAUGCCUUCGAGUAUAUCAAGAAAAAAGGUGGCCUAGCAACAGAAAAAGAUUACCCUUACCUGGCCGAAGCUGGAACUUGUGAUGCGUCAAAGGAGAAUGACAUUAUAGUUUCCAUUGAUGGGCAUGAGAAUGUUCCUGCUAAUGACGAGGAUGCUCUGCUCAAAGCCGUAGCCAACCAACCUGUAUCUGUAGCCAUUGAUGCUGGAGGCUUUGAUUUCCAAUUCUAUUCAGAGGGAGUAUUUACUGGAGAUUGUACAACAGAGUUGAAUCAUGGGGUGGCAGUCGUUGGGUACGGGACGACUGUGGAUGGAACCAAAUAUUGGAUAGUGAAGAAUUCAUGGGGACCAGAAUGGGGAGAAGGAGGUUACAUCAGGAUGCAAAGAGGAGUAUCAGACAAGGAAGGCUUGUGUGGCAUAGCAAUGGAGGCUUCCUACCCCAUCAAAAACUCUGCCACUAACCCAACACCACAUUCAUCCUCUCCUAAAGAUGAACUGUAGAACAAGUUCAGCUCUGACGUUUAAUUGUUUGUCGUGUGUUAAGAUGUUGCCUCACUCAAAUUUAUCAAUUCAAUAAUAUUCAUGUAUUUUACCUUUGUUGUGUUUAUGUCGUCAUUAAUACAAAUAGCUUGCCUAUUCAAAGACUCGUCUCUGUAUUUGCUGAACAUUCUUAAUAACUACUGUUAUGUCCGUAUCCCACUA